Messenger RNA from Blepharisma stoltei, 486 nucleotides. The record is from the annotation of a GenBank genome assembly. Lineage: Eukaryota; Ciliophora; Heterotrichea; Heterotrichida; Blepharismidae.
AUGUACACAUUGCAUAAAAUUUUGUCAAGAGUCUAUUUAGGAGAUUAUGAAGCUGCCUCUGACCUAGUACUUUUAAAACAUCAUGGGAUAACACAUAUAUUAGUUGUAGGUGAUGGUCUAUCUCAAAAAUUCCCUGAUCAUUUUUCAUACAUGCAAUUGAGCAUUUAUGAUCUCAAUUCUUCGAAUUUACUGGAACAUUUUGAUAGGUGUAAUGAAUUUAUUCGUCAAAGUAUCGAAAAUAAAGGAAAAGUGCUGAUACACUGUGAUACUGGAAUUUCAAGGGCUCCAACCAUUGCGAUUGCUUAUGUUAUGGCAAGUAAACAUUUCUCAUUUGCGCAUGCGUUAGAGUUUUUGAAGAAAAAACACCCAGAAACUCAACCGAAUAAUAAUUUUGUGACACAAUUAAAUCAAUAUCAAGCUAAACUUCUGAAGCAGUCGGGGUUCGACAUUGUGAAAAAUGAAGUUUGUGGAUGCUCAAUUUUUUAA